Messenger RNA from Sciurus carolinensis (gray squirrel), 1896 nucleotides. RefSeq names its product pyridoxal phosphatase (gene Pdxp). The transcript has 2 exons. Gene Ontology annotation, cellular component: cytoplasm. Gene Ontology annotation, molecular function: pyridoxal phosphatase activity. Bases 40 to 942 code for a protein of 300 amino acids. The record is from RefSeq and is a predicted model, not a curated record. Lineage: Eukaryota; Metazoa; Chordata; Mammalia; Rodentia; Sciuridae.
GUGAGAGCCGCACGAGCGUGCGAGCAGCCAGCUGGCUGCAUGGCGCGCUGCGAGCGGCUGCGCGGCGCGGCCCUGCGCGACGUGCUGGGCAGGGCGCAGGGGGUCCUGUUCGACUGCGACGGGGUGCUGUGGAAUGGCGAGCGCGCCGUGCCGGGCGCCCCGGAGCUGGUGGAGCGGCUGACGCGGGCCGGCAAGGCGGCGCUGUUCGUGAGCAACAACAGCCGGCGCGCGCGGCCAGAGCUGGCCCUCCGCUUCGCGCGCCUGGGAUUCGGGGGGCUACGCGCCGAGCAGCUCUUCAGCUCCGCGCUGUGCGCCGCGCGCCUGCUGCGCCAGCGCCUGCCCGGGCCGCCGGACGCGCAGGGCGUCGUGUUCGUGCUCGGGGGCGAGGGGCUGCGCGCCGAGUUGCGCGCCGCGGGGCUGCGCCUGGCAGGGGAUCCCGGCGAGGACCCGGGCGUGGGGGGCGGCGCGGCCACGCGCGUGCGCGCCGUGCUCGUGGGCUACGACGAGCACUUCUCCUUCGCCAAGCUGAGCGAGGCGUGCGCGCAUCUGCGCGACCCUGACUGCCUCCUCGUGGCCACCGACCGAGACCCUUGGCACCCGCUCAGCGACGGCAGCCGGACCCCGGGCACGGGCAGCCUGGCCGCUGCGGUGGAGACAGCCUCGGGGCGCGAGGCGCUGGUGGUGGGUAAGCCCAGCCCCUACAUGUUCCAGUGCAUCGCCGAGCACUUCAGCGUGGACCCCGCCCGCAUGCUCAUGGUGGGGGACCGCCUGGAGACCGACAUCCUCUUCGGCCACCGCUGCGGCAUGACCACCGUGCUCACGCUCACCGGCGUCUCCCGUCUGGAGGAGGCCCAGGCCUACCUGGCGGCCGGCCAGCAUGACCUGGUGCCCCAUUACUACGUGGAGAGCAUCGCAGACUUGAUGGAGGGGCUGGAGGACUGAGCCGGCCGGCCGCAGCCCCGGCUCCCACUCAGCCCUGCAGGAGGAGGCAGUGGGCGGGGCCUCCUAAGCCCGCCAGCCCCCUGGCCUGGCUGCUGCACCUGCCGGGCGGACCCGGGAAGGUUCGCAAGCCCUCUGCCCUCCCCAGCUGGGAGGUGGCCGGGCACUCUGCUGUUCCAGAAGCUGCCCCUGCAGCUCGAAGGCUCACCCUGGCCUGACCCAGCGGUGACUUACUUCCGCCCUGUCUCCCCGCCUGGAAACAUGGGCGCUGAUUCCCUAGCCCUUCUCCCUCCCUGGGGCCGCUAGAGCCCAGCCUGUGCUCCUGGGUUCCUCCCCUUGGUUCCUGACCAGUCAGAGGUCUCCAAAACCACAACCCACCGUCCUGAGUGGACCAAGCUGAAGCCCAGUGAGAGUGGUUCACCAUGUGGGGUCCUGAGUGGACCAAGUGGGAACUGAAGGAACAAGGACCCUUGCCUGUCCUGGAGCCCAGGCCUGCCAAUCAGAAGGCUGAGCGGCAGUGGCCCGAGAACGUCCUGGGUCCUGGGUGGACCCAUUGGGACACCAAGUAUAAUGACCCACUGGUCUCUUAGAUCCCAAAUAGAAUAAUCCAGAAGUCCUAGAGACAGUGGCCUCUUGACAAUCUGGGUCCAACUGGACCAGCCAGGGGUUCAGAGUCAGUUAGUAAUUAAGGGGCCAAGUUUGAAGACACCCCUUCCUAAAGACUGAAGAAAAGCCCCGGCCCUGCCUGAUCCCGGUACCUGUCCAGAGUUGGUGGCCAUGGCUUAGGUGGGCUUUUGUACCCACUUUGUGGUCAGUAUUUGCUGUGCCACCUCUACCCCUGCCCCCUUAUUUAUUUAUUACUAUGUGCCAGUGACAGUAGGGGUGGGGGCUAGGCCUUCCCUGCCGCCUCCACCCUGGUUGUAUCCAGUCCUCCUAUGUAAUAAAGUUUGAGCGGGA